AUGUUGAAAAGAAUCGAAGCCAAAGGGAACUUCAGAGACCUGUUGGAGGCUUUCGGGCUCCCCGCCAUCGAGGACUUGGAAAGACUCCGAGCUGUCUCGGUGAAGAUGUGGAGUGAAGAAGCAAAGACCGAGGACGAAGAGGUUCGACAGGUGAUCAGGAAUGCACGGGAUGUGCUCGAUCAGAAGGCUCUCAGCUUGGAAGAAGGCCUCCCAGACCAGCACCGGUCGAUCCUGAAUAUCGCCAGGGGCAUGAACUUGACAUUCAGAAACACGGUGAGGCCGAAGUAUGCCAAAGGAGCCAUCCUGCUGCUCUCGAGGGAAGAUACGCAGAGCUUGUUGCUUCAUAUGGAAAGCUUGGACGACGAGAUCAAACGGUUGAAGAAAGGGCUGAUCGUUUACUCACCUGAGCAUGCAGAACUCGUGAUGGGAUGUUUGCAGUACAUUCGGAAACCCUCGAGAGCUCACAAGCCCAUAUUCCUUCCGGAGACAGUCGUAUUCCAGAGGCCUGCAUCUCUUUCAGAAGGGGACUGUCAAAGUAAUGCCGGGUCAUCCCUGGCCACCAGGCAAACUAGAAGCACUGGGCACUCGCCCCGCACCAGCUGCCACCCUCAGGGAAAGGCUGCGCGCAAGUGUCGGUUCAAGCUCUUCAAUUUCAAGGUUCCCCUCAAAGGCACCUCCCCCGAUUCCGAGUCCGAGGCCUCCGAGUCUGAGGCCUCCGAGGACGGGAAUGCCGAGAUGGAAUCGGUGGUGGCGACGAUCGACGACAGCUUGGCGGGCUUUGACGAGCUCAACUGCGCCUUGGGCUCCAAUUCCGAGUCUGAGGCCGUUAUGGAAUCGGUGGCGACGAUCGACAACCGCUUGGCGGGCGUGGACACACGCCUUAGCUUUGCUUUGCCAGGUAUACUCAUUGUCAGGCUUACGAGCACGAGAAAAAGCACCGUGUUCGCAGAUGAGAUUGUGAAGUUCUUCGUCCGGGUGCUGAAGGAGAUCAGGGUGACAUACAACAAGAAGCGGGACAAAGUCGAGAACUUCGUGAAGUUGGAGAGCGUGGCCGCCAAAAAGGCCAAGCUUCGGCACGAUUUCCGUGUGGCAGCUUCCGAGGCCAUCGGAAAUCUUCAGAUUGCGCCAGUGGUGGACCGGCCAGGUUUCACUUCCGGCGAUGACGAUCAGGUUCGUAUGUCAUUAUGCAGCAACAAAAGCACGGACCAAGUUCAAAAGGCUACGGCCGAGGCUGCGGAGCUGGCCUUCGAAGCCCUGAAAGACCUCCUGAAGACCCAGAUAUUGCCCGAAGUUCGCAAACCCCAACUGCCCAAAGAACUGCGUGAUGUGAGCAGAAAUCAACUCUUGAAGCUUGCAGAAGGGGCAUGGCAGGAGCGCUUUCCCACGCAUGGGGCUACCAGGACCCAGACGCCCAAAGAGCGAUCAAGUUCAAGCCGUGACAGUUUGUCCUGGUGGUUUCCGGAGGAGAACGAAAGGCCUCCGAGAGACCGGAGGCCCAAAACGCGGCUGUCGGUUAUUCCUGAAGUCAAAGAAUACAGGGAUAAAGACAGGUACGAUCCAAGAAACAGGAAGGGUGGCCGAAUGCACCGCAUUACGGAUCCUGGCAGGGACGGAAACAAUCAGCGGUACGGAAACUAUCCAUAA
This is a messenger RNA of Symbiodinium sp. CCMP2592, 1644 nucleotides long. Lineage: Eukaryota; Dinophyceae; Suessiales; Symbiodiniaceae. The record is from the annotation of a GenBank genome assembly.